AUUUUCUGCUGGCCUAUCCCUAGCUGACGACGACAGGGAAGGUACCUUUCUUCAACUUUUCCGGUAAAAGGACAAUACUUCUUAACACUAAUCAUGGCUCUUCCGAACACAUUUAGAAAGAUGAUGAUCACCAAACUCUCGACUAACUUCAGAGAAGCAGUCAAGAUCAUGACUGUUCCUAUGAUAGAACCAUCUGAGAAUGAAGUCAUCAUGAGAACAAGGUAUGUUGGUAUCAAUGCAUCCGAGAUCAAUGCUUCGGCAGGAAGGUAUGCUAACACUGGUAAACCCCCCUUUGGUGCUGGAAUGGAGAGUGUGGGAGAGAUCGUGAGUGUUGGUAGCGGAGUAAAAAACCUUCAAGUUGGACAGGCCAUAGCCAGCAUGACAUGGGGGGCCUUCUCUGAGUACACUGCUGUGCCAGCAAAAAUGGCCAUCCCUCUGCCGGCGGCUAAACCAGACUUUGUAACUCUGAUGGUCAGUGGGAUGACAGCUGAUCUUAGUCUGGCUGAGGUUGGUGACCUGAAGAAGGGAGAAAACGUUUUAAUCACAGCCGCUGCUGGAGGAACUGGCCAAUUCGCAGUCCAGUUGGCCAAGCUUGCUGGAUGCCACGUCAUUGGAACAUGCUCAACAGAUUCAAAAGUAGAAUUCCUAAAGAAAAUUGGAUGUGAUCGACCUGUCAAUUACAAGAAAGAGAAUCUCAAAGAUGUGCUCAGAUCAGAGUACCCGGAAGGAAUUGAUGUUGUCUAUGAAACCAUAGGAGGAGAGAUGUUUUCUACUUGUCUCAAGGCCUUAGCCAACAAGGGUAGAAUCAUUGUUAUUGGAUUUAUUGAGAGCUAUCAGAAAGAGGGCGCCCUGGCUCCGAAGAAUGAAGCAUCAUGGUCCGGAAUAGUACUCCAGAAGUCUGCAUCCAUUCGAGGGUUCCUUCUCUUCCAUUUUGUUGACCUCUGGAAGCGAUCUUUGACCAAUCUGACCCAGCUGCUGAUUGGAGGUCAACUCAAGGUCAGUUACGACCAGGGCAAGCAUGACCCCAAGGGACCGUUCACUGGCCUAGAAGCUGUCUAUGACGCUGUAGAUUACCUUUACACCAAGAAGAGCGAAGGCAAGAUCGUAGUGGAAAUCAACCCAGAAGAAAAGCCUAAGCUGUAAAGACAUCGCAUGAAGAAACUGGCAGGUCAUAUCUGUCUGUUUAUUGAUCAGGUUAUGAUAAUACAGUCUUUGAUGCCAAAAUGACAAACCAUUCGUAAUCAUUAAUGAAACUGCUGCACUUGGGCACCUGACCCAAUGUCUCUGCUGUCGCCCCCAAACUAUAUUGUAACACGCAAGAUGUACAUGUAAUGUGCGAAGGAACGAAAAGCUGUAGCAAUAAACUUGGCCACUUGUAAAGACCCUCUGAAGACUCACUACCAAGAGCCUCAUAUGCCCUCUAAGACCGAGUGCUUCAUUCUAGUAACCGUCAUAUUACAACAUCUCCUACAUCUAUUAGCAGGAGUCGUGAUAUACAUCUAAAAGGCAUUUUGCAUCUUUUCAGACCGACUUUUCCAGCAUCCUGCUCUUUCGUCAGCAUGGUCAGUGAUGGAAAGUGAAGAUUUGCGAUGAAAAGAUGCAUGUGGGAUUUCUUUGCGAUUGAUGAGAUUGUGACUUUUGAUAUUUAUUUCUUUUAAUUUGGGACCUGUUUCACAGACUUCUUCCUGAAGCAGGUUACACUGUACUAUGUAAAUUGAUAAAGGUAAAUUCCAGUUUUGGUAACGAUCUUAAAUUGACUUUUUACAGAAUCUAAUAUAAUGACCACCCAAGUGUCU
Messenger RNA from Lytechinus variegatus (green sea urchin), 1796 nucleotides. Its product is annotated as prostaglandin reductase-3-like. Gene Ontology annotation, molecular function: oxidoreductase activity; zinc ion binding. The record is from RefSeq and is a predicted model, not a curated record. The transcript is spliced from 13 exons. NCBI's taxonomy places the organism in Eukaryota, Metazoa, Echinodermata, Echinoidea, Temnopleuroida, Toxopneustidae. Bases 94 to 1143 code for a protein of 349 amino acids. Gene Ontology annotation, cellular component: mitochondrion.